Molecule: messenger RNA, 2896 nt
Organism: Phytophthora sojae
Lineage: Eukaryota; Oomycota; Peronosporomycetes; Peronosporales; Peronosporaceae
Exons: 7
Coding region: 1-2805 (934 amino acids)
Biological process (GO): protein phosphorylation
Molecular function (GO): ATP binding; protein binding; protein kinase activity
Source: RefSeq, a predicted model, not a curated record
AUGCGCUGCCGUUGUGCUGGGAUGGUGGUGAUGGCUACUAUUCUCCUGGUCACCGAGGUGCUCUCGGUGUCCACUGGAGCCAGAGAGGCCCUGACGUUGAAGGAAUCUCCACUCACGGAUCUGUCCACUACUACAGGUUACAGCAACGCCAAACAGAAUCGAGUACUACGUGUCGCUCAAACGCCCGACCAAGACGACCGCGCCGUCGAUGAAGAUGCUAAGAGUGAACCAAAUGAGACGGAAGAGAGAGCAGGUGGCGUGUCUUCGAUUGUGUCGAAAAUCUCCGACAAGAUCCCUAUGAAGCUGAAAAUGGCGUGGUGGCGCGACUUCAAAAAGCCUGCAAGCUACGUCAAGAAGAAGAUGGGUCUGGAGGGGCUGUCCGGAGCUGAGCUAACGUCCCACAAGAACUACAAGUUGUUUUUGAAGUAUAAGGCGACGAUUGAGAAGGAUUGGCUGAACUACGUCAAGGCGUUCGACGAGAACGUCGAGUCGACGAUAGGCUCUGGGUAUCUGAUGCCCAAGUUCGUGAGCGAGAAGGCCACGCCGGCGGAAUUGACGGCGCGAGUCGAGAUCUGGGCGGAAACAGGCAAGUCGGCCAGCUACGUGAGGAAAAUGUUGGGCAUGGACUCGGCGUCGGGGGCGAGAGCUUACGCUCCGUACUUUGAGCAUUUCAAGCAAGCGGCGGACGCGGCCUGCAGCCGCGACACGACGGCGCUGACGUCGGACUGCAGCUCGCAGUGCUACGAGGGGCGCCCCUGCAUCGCCUUCGCCGCGGACGCGGCCUGCAACGCCACGACCUUCGGCACGUGCGUCACGGACAGCGGCAACGCCAGCAGCUCCAGCAGCUCCAGUGGCUCCAGCGGCGACUCGUGCGCCUUCGAGUGCUUCACCAACGGGCCCAGCGACUUUGCAGCCAACGGGGCCGUGCAGUUCAGCGACUACGUCUUCUUCAUCCCGUACGGCAGCGAGCAGAGCAAGUGGGAGGCCAACUGGACCAGCUCCCAGGCCAGCACGGUCGACUCGCAACUGGCAAGUGAAGUGGACGAGACCGAGCUUUACCCGAGCGAAUCCAACCUGGUGUUUGAAGAGAUGGAACCGCUGACGUUCCUCACGGAUACGACGACGGCGAUGUUUGUAGGGGGAACGAGUGUGUGGGGCGUGAGGGGAAAAGUAUCCCAAGUGAAGCUCAGCGCCGAGUUCUUGUCCAGUAACACGCAGUUGAAGAACAUUACGAUGGUGAACCUUGGGUUUGACGUGGACCCACCGCAGUCGACGUUCCCGACGACGAAUGUCGAGAGCUUCACGAUGUCCAACUGCUUGUUGAGCACGUACCCGGCGGAUCUGGAGUUCAUGACGUCCGUCGUGCACGUGGAUUUCUCGCAGAACUACUUCAAGGACUACCCGGUCAAGUUUUCCCAUGAUACGAUGGAGACGCUGAACUUGUCUACGAAUGCGUUGACGGCCUGCAGUGGCAACUUCCCCAACAUGACGAACCUCGAUUUGUCGGGGAACACGUUGACUGAGAUCCCGUCGAACAUCUUCGACAUGCCCAAGUUGAAGUAUCUCAACCUCAGUGACAACUCGUUCACUGGGGUCUCACUGACAACAGACCAAGUCACGUUCCUGCAGAACCUGAAGACUUUCACCAUCGACACGUUCGGUGACGUGUCCUCGUGCUCGGAGUCGGCGCAAGUGAAGAUCAGUGGUGUGGCAGUGUGCACCAGCACAGGAAGUGCUGGGAGUUCUUCCAGUUCGGGUGGAGGCAGCAGUAGCAACGUCGGAGCUAUCGUGGGUGGUAUCGUCGGUGCUCUCGUGGUUGUGGUACUGGCAGGUAUUGCGUUCUUCUGCUACCGCAGACGUAAGGCCCGAGGAAAGGGAUUCGGGACCGCUACAGGCUAUUCGGACAGAUCGGCUGGAGGCGGAUUGUCGCUCUGGAACGACCAGGAGUUGCUGUCGCUGCAAGUGAAUCCCGACGACAUUGAAGACGUGCGCAAGCUUGGAACUGGAGCCUUUGGGGUUGUUUAUCUUGCCAAAUACCGCAAGAAUAAACUCGUGGCUUGCAAGCGAUUGAAGAAGGGCGAGGCCACGUACGAAAACACACAGAGCUUCAUCGCUGAGAUCAAACUGUGCGCUACAUUGGACCACCCUCGUGUAGUGCAGCUGCUCGGUGUCGCCUGGACCAUUGAGAGCGAUCUACAAGCCAUGUUCGAGUACAUGUCGAACGGCGACCUGCGAACGUACCUUGAGAAGACCAAGUCGUCCCCCAGGAACUGGAACACCGAGAAAUUGCAGCUUGCUGCGGACAUCACAGAGGCGUUGGUCUACGUGCACUCGUUCACGCCUCCGAUCGUUCACCGCGACCUCAAGUCACGCAACGUCCUGCUGUCUGAAGACAUGCGGGGACACUUGAGUGACUUUGGCGUUGCUCGUGUACGCUCGGCGAACAACACGAUGACAAGUGGCGUGGGCACUGGUCGCUGGCUAGCUCCCGAGGUAAUCGCGGGCAACAGAGACUACGACCAGACCAGCGAUAUCUUCGCGCUGGGUGUCGUGCUGUCCGAGCUGGAUACGCACAUGCUCCCGUACGAAGACGCCCGUGGAGCUGGUGGGAACCCUCUCGCCGACGUCGCAAUUCUUCAGCUGGUGGCGUCCGGCAGGUUGCUGCCGACGUUCGGGCCGCAGUGUCCUCCAGAGCUUCAAGAGCUGGCGAGACGCUGCAUGGCCUACGACCCUCAAGCCCGUCCCACGGCCGUUGAAGUGGCAUUCGCACUGCGGACGCUGCAGAAAUCGGGAGCGAUCUAUUAACUUCACUUACUGGUCGUCAAAGCCAAGAAUUCAAUGUAAGUUCACUGCAGGAGAGCUUCAUUGCUAGCCUACGAGCACCAAUGAACGUUUU